Sinocyclocheilus rhinocerous is the source of this 354-nucleotide messenger RNA. Its product is annotated as thyrotropin-releasing hormone-degrading ectoenzyme-like. The record is from RefSeq and is a predicted model, not a curated record. NCBI's taxonomy places the organism in Eukaryota, Metazoa, Chordata, Actinopteri, Cypriniformes, Cyprinidae. The annotation marks the transcript as partial. The transcript has a single exon.
GUGCUGGGCUUCGCCAUCUCCAUCCUCACCCUAAUCGUAGUCACGGCCAUCGCAAUCACGCUCAGCGUCAGCUUCGAGAGAUGCGCCGCGGAGAGCAGCGGGGGUCUGGCAGCGAACGGCUCCAGCAACAGUAAGUGGAAACAGUCCCGGGACGGAAACAUCAGUCACAGAGACUCAGAAGACGGCCAGCAGCCCUGGAGACAUCUGCGCUUACCGUCCACCCUGCGCCCCCGCCACUACGACCUCCGACUGUCCGUGUACAUGGAGAACUUCACCUUCUCCGGCGAGGUGAACAUUGAGUUUGAAUGCGUCCGCUCCACGAAGUUCAUCGUGCUGCACACGGACCGGCUGGAG